UUGUGGACUAAGGGGCCCAGGCUUUGACUGACCAUUUGGUACUGUAAGAACUCGUUUAGUUUAAGGGUGUCUGUCGAGCCCUGCUGUCCUCCAUUAGCUCAGCGGCCCGAUUAUUAAUGCCUAUCUCGACUAGAACAAAUCUCUGCUCUAAUAUUUCAGAACCUUUCUAGUCCCCGUUUUCAUUAACCUUCCUUCAAAAUCUAUUUUUUUAUGUACUUGACCAUGUUUUUUGUCUCUCAUUUCCUUGUUUAAAUCCCAUAGCCAGUCCUGGUAGUUUUAGGGAGUCUGACAGGCCUGGAUUGGAACAUGUACUUCAGGAGCACUGCUCCAUGUUUGCUGCCGCUGCUGCAUUUUUGUCUGCUGGGGAGAGUGCUCGGGGGGAAAAGGCAGAGCCAAGGGUACCUGCCUGAGACUCUCAGAGCCUUGGACCUGCCUCUGGGGAGUGACGACGAGCCUCAGCUACAGAAGAAUAAAACCGGUGUCCUCAUUACCAAGCUUCUCUGGGCUGUCCAAUGCACAGAGAGGACUGGCAUCUCUCAGGACAUGUGUGAGAAGUGCCUGACACCAGAUGUAGUCUUCUCCGUGCUAGAGGAUGAUGGGAAGGCUUACCUCAGUGAGGAAGACUACCAGCAAAUCUCAACUGUUCUGCUGUACUACGUCAUUAAUUUGCAAGAUCUCUGUGUGUCAACCGCUGCCUCCCUUUCAUCCCUUUCAACCUCAACUGGGAACUUUCAGUUUUAUGUUCUAUCCCUCACCAACCUACAUCCAGCAGAGGACAAAAGCUUCCUGUCAUACAAUGAAGUAGAAAGUAUUCUGCAGCUCAUCAACAGGCACUAUCAGCCCUCCAACCAAGACACAUCUGAUUUGGAAUGUGUUGAUGCUGCUCAUCUCCUGGAAGAUGUUAAUCCUGAAGAUAAUCCAGGUGCUGGGGCCACUGCUGUACCAAGACUUGCAGCAUCAAUCAUCAGUCACAUCCUGCAGGGUCACUGUUUCAGAAAGAGGAACCUCCCAUCCCCUGACUUCUUUACAGACUACAUCUUUCAGUUGCUAAAUUGCACAAGUAACCUGCAGAUUAUCAACCUGGAAGAGUUGCUUCAUCAGUUGGGAGUAGGAGGCAAGAAAGUGAUACACCCUCAUGACAGGAAGAGGAGGAGCAUCACUGGAAUUUCACAGAAGCUGACCAUGCAUUCACUGGACAGCUGUAAUUAUGAAACCGAGGGUACUGGUAAAGAAUGGGCACAGGUCUGUUUUUCUGCCAAUGAGCUAGUGGAUAUUUUUGCUUUGGAUCCUCAUUUGCCCAUUUCCAGGGAGCACUUCAGACAAAUUUGCCCUGCCAUUAUUCAACAGUUGCUAGGCAAUGCCUGUGGGAUUGUAGAGCAAAAAACAAAAGAGUCUCUGCCGACUGCUUUGGAGAAGUAUGGCUACAGUACAGUCGCUGUUUUGCUCAUCACUGUGGGCUCCAUGUUCAGCAUCUGCCUCAUCUUCUUCAACUCCUGUCAGGAAACCUACACACUCAUCCUGCAGCUGUUUGUGGGCCUGGCAGUGGGAACCCUUUCAGGUGACGCUUUGCUGCACCUCAUACCACAGAUCCUUGGUCUCCAUGACAGCUCUCACACUCACGAUGACUUUGAGUAUUUGUGGAAAAUUCUGGGCCUGAUUGCUGGAAUUUACGGCUUUUUCCUUAUUGAAAGAAUAUUUUCCUUUUUAGUCCCAUCUCAUGGCCAUGGUCACUCCAGUGACCUUCCCUCAGAGUUGAACUGCAACAGCCGGUCACAACGGGGCAAGUCCAUCUCCACCAUACAGUUGGGACCAAUGGAUGACUUGGAGUGUACAGAAAUAUCUCCAGAACGUACAGACAUCAGGAGCUCUCCACAGCAGAGACAAGGGGUUCCUCUGCUGGCAUUGAUGGUAAUCGUGGGAGACAGUCUUCAUAAUUUUGCUGAUGGCCUGGUUAUUGGGGCGGCUUUCUCCUCUUCAGCUGAGACUGGCAUGGCGACCACUGUGGCCAUCUUGUGCCAUGAGAUCCCACAUGAGAUGGGGGACUUUGCAGUGUUGCUCAGCUCUGGACUCUCAGUGAAGAAUGCUGUGCUAAUGAAUUUUCUUAGUGCUCUGACAGCCUUCAUGGGCCUCUACAUCGGACUGUUUGUUUCAUCAGAGACUGAAGUGCAGGAAUGGAUCUUCUCUGUCACUGCUGGGAUAUUUCUCUAUUUGUCACUGGUAGAAAUGCUUCCAGAGAUGAGUCGAGUGAAAACCGACAGACCGUGUCUCAUGUUUCUCCUGCAGAAUCUUGGUCUCCUGAUGGGUUGGGCCUGUCUUUUGCUGCUUGCGCUCUUUGAACAUGAACUCAAAUUUUGAUUGCAACUCCUCACAUGCAGUGGAGCUGAAAAAAAGAUGUUGACUUCUUCUAAACUUCUCUUUGACUUUGUAAUGAUCAUCUCCUUCUCUUCCACAAGUGCAAGUGUUAGUUUGUGCAGAGAGUAUGUUUUAGUAAGUCAUUAUGCUUUGUGGGUGUUUUGUAAUGUUGUAAUCUCAGCCCUGAAGGUUCUUUAUGUUUCUGUGGUGUUAGAUGCUUCUUAUUUUUUUAUACUUGAUGAUUUAUUUUUGUAUGUUGGGUGCAAAGGCUGCCCGUAUCUGGAUAAAAUAUUUUGUUUGACCUGACCUCCUAUUUGCUUCUUUGGCAACAUCAAGUGAAGAUGUGCACAACUGUAUUUUGUAAAAUAUUCUUGUUGCAUCAGACAAUCACAUAAUUUGAUUUAAAAGUACUCCUUAUCAAUAUUGGAAAUCUUUUCUUUUAAACUAAAUUGUUUUGAAACAUAAGGAGAUGUUUACUGAUGUUGGACAUUUGUAUUUUGUAAUAUUUUUCCAAAAGGUCAAUGAAAUUUGGUACCAGUCAGACGUGAAAUGGAGGCUGUUAAAAGAGACGCUUUUGACAAAACUGAAUAAACAAAGUUUGAUUAGA
Molecule: messenger RNA, 2959 nt
Organism: Melanotaenia boesemani (Boeseman's rainbowfish)
Lineage: Eukaryota; Metazoa; Chordata; Actinopteri; Atheriniformes; Melanotaeniidae
Product: zinc transporter ZIP12-like
Exons: 12
Coding region: 307-2355 (682 amino acids)
Biological process (GO): zinc ion import across plasma membrane; intracellular zinc ion homeostasis
Cellular component (GO): membrane
Molecular function (GO): zinc ion transmembrane transporter activity
Source: RefSeq, a predicted model, not a curated record